AUAUUUUUGGCAGCGCGAAUCUACUUUCAUGAUGAAAUUUACUUUUGAAGUUGAGUAGCGAACAUUCUCGAUGCCAUUUCGUGAAUCUUAAAGCAGGAAGAUUCAUGUAAUUUUUCCUACUGCAAACGAUUUUUCCAGUUGCGUUUCAGUAUUUUUAACCAUCGCCAUGUAUCCAGGGAGGAGAAGACAACCUGGACUUGGUAUUAUGCUUCUGCUCUAUCAAAUUUUUGGAGUGAUCGGGUAUGAAAAUAUUCCACCAGUGACAUUAGGCACUAUUGGACUUCAAGUAGCUAUUUUCUUGAGACUUCUCAAAUUUUGGUAUAAACCUUCACAUGUAUGUGUCAGUGCUUAUAAUGUAUGGACGAGGAGAGAAUAUUCUCGAUUGAUAUUUGCAGCAUUCGAACAUGCUGACGAUUGGCAUCUUUAUUAUAAUAUGGUAUCAUUUGCAAUCAAAGGGCGAUCGCUUGAGAGAAGAUUCGGCAGUGUCAAGUUUGCCUACAUUCUUGCAAUUUUCACAAUAUUGACGAAUGCUGUCUUAGUGGCAUUAAAUGUUUUAGCGAUUGAACAUUUGGGCGAUUACGACCAAUGUGCUGUUGGAUUUUCAGGUGUUAUAUUUGCUUUGAAAGUUCUGACUACUUAUUAUGAUUCGAAUUACUUGACUCAAGUAAUGGGUAUUCCCAUUAUUGUACCAGCAAGAUAUGCUGUAUGGGUUGAAUUAUUACUUAUACAACUCUUUGUACCUAAUGCAUCAUUCUAUGGACAUUUGGCUGGCAUUUUAGUUGGUAUGGCAUAUAUAAAAGGGCCAUUGAAGUGGAUAAUGGAUCUUGUGUACUCUAUAGCUAAAGGGAUACUUUUUCCCUCUAUGUCAACCCCAAGAUUUACACCAAGAGCGGAACCAUCGGGUUAUGCACGUGCAAGAGAACAAUAUAAUGAGUAUGUGCCUCCAGGUAUGAGUGAAGAAGAACAAGUUAGAAGAGCCAUGGAAGAAAGCUUGCGAGAAGAAUCAAGAUCUAAUGGCAUACCACCUUAUGAUUCAGCAUCUUUUUCUAGUGGUAUGCCCCCGCCUCCUCCUCCGGGUUUCAUAUUUGGUGAGACAUCUCAUAUGCCACCACCACCACCACCGGGCUUUUAUCCUGAUAUAAAUGAUUUACGAAGUCGAAGAGAAGCUCAUUUUACAAGAUUUUGAUUUUGCAUCAUUUAUUACAAAGGUCUAUUUUUGUGUAAACAUCUUGAAAUCAUAAAAUAUGUUAAAGUUCAGGUAUAAACUAUACUUAUGAUUUUUGCAACUAAAGUAAUUUCUCUUUUAAUAACUAAAGAUAUUUAUGGUUGUUUAUAUGAAGUUGUUUUGAAAUACUCCUUGUUUUUAAUUAUCUGUGAUAUAGUGAUUGGUAAAUUAUUUAAUACAUU
Messenger RNA from Argiope bruennichi, 1407 nucleotides. Its product is annotated as rhomboid-related protein 4-like. NCBI's taxonomy places the organism in Eukaryota, Metazoa, Arthropoda, Arachnida, Araneae, Araneidae. Gene Ontology annotation, molecular function: serine-type endopeptidase activity. Gene Ontology annotation, cellular component: membrane. The transcript has a single exon. The record is from RefSeq and is a predicted model, not a curated record. Bases 167 to 1186 code for a protein of 339 amino acids.